AUUUUAGACAAUGGCUUGUCUUAAUUGAGAGGAACUAGUCUACAAAUUUUUGUAUACAAUUACAUUACAUAGUACCUCGUCCCCGCGCAUCAAGUGUGGAAAUUAAAAACUGAGAUCAUUGGAAUGUAAAAUCCAGAUCUGUAACAUUCAUUUCUCCAUUCUCUACUCUUAAUUUUUCUCACUACGACCUCCAUUUUCAUCGAAAUCAAUAACUCAUUGUCUCUUCUUCCUUUACUUUUGUAUCAGAUCUUAGAUACCUAGCUUAAUCUCACAUUUCUCUUUUUUCAAUCAUUUCUAGGGUUUCUAUCUCUAUUUGAUCUCAAUUCUACAUUAUUAUUGAGAUCAUUUUCCGCGAUUUUACAAAUUGAUUAUAGUUUUUCUAAGUCACAAUGUUGACGAAAUUCGAAACGAAGAGUAAUCGAGUGAAAGGACUAAGUUUCCAUCCCAAAAGACCAUGGAUCCUGGCGAGUUUACAUAGCGGUGUCAUUCAAUUAUGGGAUUAUCGAAUGGGAACCCUAAUUGACCGCUUUGAUGAACAUGAUGGUCCUGUUCGCGGCGUCGAUUUUCAUAAAACUCAACCUCUUUUCGUUUCUGGAGGGGAUGAUUACAACGUUAAAAUAUGGAAUUAUAAAUUGCACAGAUGCCUCUUUACACUACUGGGACACCUUGAUUACAUCCGCACUGUCCAAUUUCACCAUGAACAACCCUGGAUUGUCAGUGCUAGUGAUGAUCAGACAAUAAGGAUAUGGAAUUGGCAAUCGCGUAGUUGUAUAUCUGUGUUGACUGGGCAUAACCAUUAUGUUAUGUGUGCCUCCUUUCAUCCCAAGGAAGAUCUUGUAGUUUCAGCUUCAUUGGAUCAAACAGUUCGUGUUUGGGAUAUUAGUCCUUUGAGGAAAAAAAGUGUUUAUUCUAUGGAUGACAUCCUGCGUUUGAGUCAAAUGAAUACUGAUAUAUUUGGCAAUGUUGAUGCUACUGUUAAGUAUGAUUUGGAGGGUCAUGAUCGGGGAGUUAAUUGGGCUUCUUUUCAUCCAACUCUUCCUUUAAUUGUGUCUUGUGCUGACGAUCGUCAAGUUAAAAUCUGGCGUAUGAAUGAUACCAAAGCUUGGGAGGUUGACACCUUGAGAGGGCACACGAAUAACGUUUCUUGUGUUCUAUUUCAUGCUAGGCAGGAUAUUAUUGUUUCAAACUCAGAGGACAAAAGUAUUCGUGUAUGGGAUGCUACAAAGAGAACUGGUCUCCAGACAUUUAGAAGGGAGCAUGACCGUUUCUGGAUUCUGACAGUUCAUCCUGAGAUGAACCUUAUGGCUGCUGGUCAUGAUAGUGGAAUGAUCGUCUUUAAGCUGGAAAGAGAACGCCCUGCUUUUUCUGUCAGUGGUAAUCUUGUAUAUUAUGUUAGGGAUCGUUUCCUACGGGUUUAUGAAUUUUCAACUCAGAAGGAUACCCAAGUCAUCCCGAUACGUAGGCCUGGUGCCAGCAUACUCAAUCAAAGCCCAAGAACACUUUCUUACAGUCCCACCGAGAAUGCUAUCUUGAUGUCAUCUGAUAUAGAUGGUGGAUCUUAUGAAUUAUAUAUUGUCCCUAAAGAUGGCUCAGGUAGGGGUGAUUUGGUACAAGAAGCAAAGAGAGGUCUUGGGAGUUCUGCAAUUUUUGUUGCUCGUAACAGAUUUGCUGUAUUGGAGAGGAGCAGCAACCAAGUUUCAUUGAAGAAUCUAAAAAAUGAGGUUGUGAAGAAGGUUGCGCUUCCUGUUUUAGCUGAUGCAAUAUUUUAUGCAGGGACUUCAAAUAUUCUUUGUAGGUCUGAGGAUAGGGUGCUGGUAUUUGACCUUCAGCAGAGGCUUGUUCUGGGGGAACUUCAAACUUCUUUUGUUAGAUAUGUUGUCUGGUCAAAUGACAUGGAAAAUGUUGCUUUGUUGAGUAAACACUCAAUAAUUAUAGCGACCAAGAAACUUGAGCACAGGUGCACACUUCAUGAAACCAUCCGUGUGAAAAGCGGAGCCUGGGAUGACAAUGGUGUUUUCAUCUAUACCACUCUCAAUCACAUUAAAUAUUGUCUUCCCAAUGGGGACAAUGGAAUUAUCCGUACUCUUGAUGUUCCAUUAUACAUCACAAGAGUGGCAGGCAAUACCAUAUUUUGUUUAGAUCGUGAUGGUAAAAACCGUGUUAUGUCUAUCGACGCAACUGAGUAUACUUUCAAGCUUUCCCUCUUGAGGAAAAGAUUUGACCAAGUAAUGGGUAUGAUCAAGCGCUCUGAGCUUUGUGGUCAGGCCAUGAUUGCUUAUCUUCAGCAGAAGGGUUUCCCAGAGGUUGCACUUCACUUUGUUAAGGAUGAGAAGACUCGCUUUAACUUGGCCUUAGAAAGUGGUAAUAUCGAAGUAGCUGUUGCCUCUGCCAAUGUGAUUGAUGACAAAAAUCAUUGGUAUAUGUUGGGGGUUGAGGCCCUUCGUCAAGGCAACGCAGACAUUGUGGAGUAUGCAUAUCAAAAGACAAAGAAUUUUGAGAGGCUGUCAUUCCUCUAUCUAGUAACUGGAAAUAUGGAGAAACUGGUCAAAAUGCUGAAAAUUGCUGAAGUAAAGAAUAAUGUUAUGGGUCAGUUUCACAAUGCUCUUUAUCUGGGUGAUAUUCAGGAACGAAUCAAGAUUUUGGAAGCUUCUGGGUAUCUGCAUCUUGCUUAUAUCACUGCCUCCGUUCAUGGGGUUCAUGAUGCUGCUGAGCGUCUUGCUGGUGAACUUGGGGAUGACAUUCCUGAAAUUCCCCGGGGAAAGUCGCAAUCCCUCUUGAUUCCACCUAGUCCGAUAAGUGGUGGUGCAAACUGGCCAUUGUUGACAGUCAUGAAGGGAAUGUUUGAUGAUUAUGGAAGAAACACACAGGAUGAGGAUGAAGAAAUUGCUGAAGAAUGGACUGAGGCCUUGGAGAUUGAUGAGGAGGACAAUGGAGUCAUUGUUGCUGAUUUGGAAGGCUCUGAAUUGCAUGAUAUUGAUGAUGAUGAGGAUGAUGGAUGGAAGCUUGACCUGGACCUUCCUCCUGAGUUUGACUCUCCCAAGGUGACCAGUAAUGGGUCCUUUUCUGUAUAUGUUGCACCUACCCCAGGAGUUCCUGUGAGCCAGAUAUGGACCCAAAAAUCAUCACUUGCUGCUGAAUGUGUUGCAGCUGGAAGCUUCGACACUGCUAUGCGUUUGCUUAACAGGCAACUGGGCAUAAAAAAUUUUACCCCACUGAAACCACUGUUUAUUGAUCUAUUUUGUGGCAGCCAUUCCUGCGUGCUUGCCCUUCCUUCUGCGGCUGUGAUUACUGUGGCCCUGGAGAGAGGAUGGAAUGAGUCAUCAAGUCCUAAUGUGAGGCGUCCACCUGCUCUUGUUUUUAGUUUCUCUCAAUUGGAGGAAAAGCUUAGAAGUGGUUACAAACUAACAACUGCUGGGAAGUUGGUUGAUGCACUACGGACAUUUGUUAAUAUACUUUAUACAAUUCCAUUGAUAGUGGUUGAGUCAAGGAGAGAAGUUGAUGAAGUUAAGGAAUUAAUCGCCAUAGUGAAAGAGUAUGUUGUGGGCUUGAAGAUGGAACUAAAGAGGAGGGAACUUAAAGACAGCCCAGUUCGGCAGCAGGAAUUGGCUGCAUACUUUACACACUGUAACCUUCAGGUCCCCCAUUUGAGGCUUGCAUUGCUAACUGCUAUGACAAAUUGCUACAAAGCUGGAAAUCUAAUUACAGCUGCCAAUUUUGCACGUCGACUCUUGGAAACCAACCCCACCAAUGAGAAUCAAGCAAAGACAGCACGGCAAGUACUUCAGGCUGCUGAAAGAAACACGAAGGAUUCAACUGAGUUGAACUAUGAUUUCAGGAACCCAUUUGUUGUCUGUGGGGCAACUUAUGUACCUAUUUACCGGGGUCAGAAGGAUGUCACAUGUCCUUACUGCAGUUCUCACUUUGUUCCAGCUCAGGAAGGCCACAUUUGCUCUGUUUGUGAUCUUGCAGUCAUCGGAGCAGAUGCAUCUGGCUUAGUUUGUUCCGCUACACAGAUAAGAUAGGUUGAUUGCACUGUGAAUGAAGCUGUUAUACUUUUCGGCCCCAGAGUGAAUUUCCUCGACGCAAUUUCUGCGAGAGGCAGGAAAUUGAAAUUGAGUCUAGUUUCCUGAUAUAUCAAGCGAUUUUCCACAUUAAUUUUUUUUAUCCCACCCUUUACCUUUUCACUUUGUCACAUAUAUUUGUAUACCUGGUCUCUGUUCAUUAGCUGUAUUGAAUCUUGACUCUGAUUUUGAGCAACAAACUUUCAGAAUUUUUAGGCUAUUCUUUGGAUUCGACAAGUAAUUGUCAUCUGGGCAGGAAGUAGGUACCUACUUUAUUAAAUUUGAAGGGUUUUAGUUUCAACUUUUGUAUUCUUGUACGACGAAUUUACAAUGUACUAAUAGAUCUCAGUAUAUCCAUGGUGUAUUAUUUUUCUUC
Molecule: messenger RNA, 4437 nt
Organism: Amaranthus tricolor (Joseph's coat)
Lineage: Eukaryota; Viridiplantae; Streptophyta; Magnoliopsida; Caryophyllales; Amaranthaceae
Product: coatomer subunit alpha-2-like
Exons: 3
Coding region: 390-4022 (1210 amino acids)
Biological process (GO): intracellular protein transport; retrograde vesicle-mediated transport, Golgi to endoplasmic reticulum; endoplasmic reticulum to Golgi vesicle-mediated transport
Cellular component (GO): COPI vesicle coat
Molecular function (GO): structural molecule activity; protein binding
Source: RefSeq, a predicted model, not a curated record